UUGGUUUUUAUUUGAUUUUUAUUUGUGUUUUUAUUGGUUUGUGUAUGUUUUGUUUGUGUUUCGUGUUUAUUAUAUGUUUAACAAUAGUGUUCAGUGUUUGUUGUACAUUGCAUGUUAAGUUUAGUAGUGCCAGUCAUUGCUUGUAUACAUCACAGUCAUUUAAAGAUAUAUUAUCACAGGUCUUUUUCAAUAAAUAAAUAAAUUAAACAUGAAUUAAAUGACUUUUCUUUACAUUACAUUGGCACUACAUAUAUAAUAAAUUAAAACAUUAAACAAAAAAGAAAGGGGAACCGCUUAGCUUUAUGACAUGGCAACAUUUAAGAAGAGGAAAGCUGCCGAAGUAUUACCCCGAAGGGCAACUUUUGUAUCGGCAACUUUCCUUUGACAUUACGGGUAUGCGGUUAUCUGGUCACAUUGCAAAAAAUUUAAAACGAUUAAUAUCGAUUAAUAAAAACAUCUCAUCCCUAGCAUUAAUUGCACAUCACUGGCGCCGAUGUAUCAUCCCUAUCUACUAUUACCAUCUCUACUACAAUACAGCUUUGGCGAUAAAAAUGCAUGUGGUAAGUGCAAAUUUAAAAUCAAUUUAAAUAACAUUAAUAAAACAAUUUAAAAGUUACAGGAACAUGGAAAAUGGACAUCAAGGCAUCAUCAUAGCAGGUCAUCAGGAACUGGCAGCAAACUUGAAGCUGGCGUCGGUAAAGUUCAUGACGCCGACGUCGACGCCGCAGCACAGACAAAUUGGCCGGCUGCGAGAGAUGGUGUGCACAACAAAUUGGAGCUGGCGGAUGCAGACGCAGGAACAAAAGGGACAACAGAUGGCAGAAAAAAGAAGAAGACGGCAACAAGUGACGCCGCCGUAUCCAUGGCAACGACGUCGCGGUGGCGUCGCCGGAGCAGAGCAGCGAAUUCCCACGAAGAAGCCGGCGCAAAAUAAAUUGACGGCGCCGACAUGGCACGGACGCCGACAAAAAGUGCGCAUUUUCGAGGAAGGAACGGCGCCAGCAAAAUGGGCAGCGCAAAGCCCAAAUAGAAGCGCAAAUGCAGCAGCUGCGCAGCCGAUAAACGCCGGCCAAAUUUAUUUAUUAUUCAGCCACUCGUCAAGAAGGUUCCAUGGUAAGAAUUUUAGCAUUGUUUAUAUCAUUUUCUCUUCUAAUUUUCCUUUUAUUUUCAGAUAUCCAAAACAUGAGGAAGAGGACGGACGCGCAUCAUGGUGUGCCAACGUGGGAACAUGGACCAACGCUGGACAUCACCGAUGGACCAACGAGGGACCAACGCGGGACAUCGACAGUGGACCAGCGAGGGACGCCAUCGGAGGGUAGCUGCAGGCGCUGAUGCAUGG
This is a messenger RNA of Drosophila bipectinata, 1339 nucleotides long. The record is from RefSeq and is a predicted model, not a curated record. Lineage: Eukaryota; Metazoa; Arthropoda; Insecta; Diptera; Drosophilidae.